Molecule: messenger RNA, 1628 nt
Organism: Rotaria sordida
Lineage: Eukaryota; Metazoa; Rotifera; Eurotatoria; Philodinida; Philodinidae
Source: the annotation of a GenBank genome assembly
AUGUUAACGAAAAAAGAAAUUGAACAACUAAUUGAUAAAAAAAAUUCGUCAUUGAAAAUUGUCAAACCAACAGUAACACCAAAAUCUUCAGCUGUAUGGAAUAGUUUUAGUCAUAUUUACGUUAAAGAUAUCAAACAGGAAUAUGUUGUUUGCAAUCAAUGUGAAGAAUUACUUAUUUAUAAACCAUCUUCUGGUACUAAUUCUUUAUCUAAACAUAUUAGUAGCUGUCAAAAGGUCAAAACGACAGCUUCUCAUAAUCAGACAACUAUCAAUCAAUUUUAUGCAUCUUCAAAAAAUGAACCUGCUAUUCCAGAUCGAGUAAAGCAGGAAAUCAACGUUGCUUGUGCUGAAUUUGCAGCACUUGAUUCUCGAUCAUUUAAAACAAUUCAUGGAAUAGGCUUCAAAAAUCUUGCACAAAAAAUUUUCGAUGCCGGCAAAUAUUUACCUAUAUCUAAAGAUAUUAAUGUUGAAAAAUUACUUCCACAUCCAACAACAAUUAGCCGUCAAAUUAAUAAAUUAUAUAAUCAAAAGCAUCAGCAAUUAGUUUCAAUUUGUGAGAAAAUGCUUGAAUAUACUGUUGUUGUUGAUUCUUGGAAGGAUAUCCAUACGGGUAUUCAAUAUUGUGGAAUUUCGUUACAUCACAUAAAUGAUGAUUGGAAAUUAUACUGUUUUGUGUUAGGAUGCUACCAUUAUGAUCUUGAAUCAAAUAGUGCAAUUAAUACAAGGAAGUUUGUUGAAUCAAAACUAUCUGAUUAUAAAUUACAGUUAAAUGAAAAUGUUUACAUUGUUUCCGAUAACGAACCAAAGAUGCUUUCAACAUUCAGAUUAAACUGUCAGCGUAUUGGUUGUUCGUGCCAUUUCAUCAAUAAACAGCUUGAACAUAUGUUUACUAAAAAAGAAAUUGAUAAAUCACCUGUACAAUGUGAUCUUGCUCAAGUAUUAUUUGAACGUGUAAAGAAAAUAGUUUCUCAUCUAAGAAGGUCUCAUAAACAGACCAAGAUGUCGAAAAGAGUACAAACGUACUCAGAAACAAGAUUUAAUGGUGCUUAUCAUAUGUUACAAGUAUUUUUGGAUAUUUUUGAUGAAUUAGGUCUUGUUCUUGAUAAUAUAAAUUUAAACGAAUAUUUGUUGUUGGAUAAAGAAUUUUUGGAACAAGUAUGUUCAUUUCUGAAAGUGUUCGAUGAGGUAAUCGAACAACUUAGUGAUGAUAAACAACCAACCAUUUAUAAAGUUCUUCCACUUCAUCAACGAUUACUUAACGAAUGCGAAGUAAAACCGAACGAUUGUGAAGCUCGACGUCUUAAAACUGUAUGGGUUUUGCAGGACGUUCACUAUAUUUCAUGUUUACUUCACCCGUCUUUAAAACAAUUUCAAAUUGCUCCUCAUGAAAAAUCUAAAGCUAUGGAUUUAGUUAAAGCUGAAUUGUUAAAACGUCAAUCGUCUACAUCUUCUGGAUCAUCAAUUAUCAAUAUAACACCUUGUUCUUCGACAAAGUCUUCAACAACAUCAAAAUCACAACAACUUACACCAACAACCCAAAAUAUUCUUUUAGAAUGCUUUGAUCAUCCUGCUGAGGAUGAAGAUCCAGUAUUAGUUCCAUCACCAGAGAAAGAAUUAACACAAUAUUU